AGUUCAUCGGAUAUUGAAAAUCAGGAGGAGGAAGAAGGAAGUGGCUUCUGAGAAUGGCGUUGAAGCGGAAGACACCCAAGAGAGCGACAACGACACUGAAAACGACAGUCAGGAGAUAGAAAGUAGUAACCCUGAGACGUCCACCACCUUUCACUCCAAAAGUCCCUGUGAACACUGCGAAAACUCUAAUGUGUACGGGACAUUGAUCAUGAAAUGUCCUAAAUGCCUUUGGCACGAUUACUACAAGAUUUGUCCUAUAUGCGAUCACCAGAUUCCCGAGGGGAGACAUUACAUGAAAGAGGGCUUUCUUCGGUGUCACGAUUGCGGAGCAGUUACACACAAAAACGCGAAGACGUUG
Porites evermanni is the source of this 358-nucleotide messenger RNA. The record is from the annotation of a GenBank genome assembly. Lineage: Eukaryota; Metazoa; Cnidaria; Anthozoa; Scleractinia; Poritidae.